This is a messenger RNA of Impatiens glandulifera, 2727 nucleotides long. RefSeq names its product protein PLASTID MOVEMENT IMPAIRED 1-like. The transcript has a single exon. Lineage: Eukaryota; Viridiplantae; Streptophyta; Magnoliopsida; Ericales; Balsaminaceae. Bases 164 to 2593 code for a protein of 809 amino acids. The record is from RefSeq and is a predicted model, not a curated record.
CUGAUGUGUAAUGAGAGGAAGAUAGCAACGUAAAUGAAGUUUCCUUCACUCACUCGAAUUUCAUGUGAUCUACGGCCCACCCCAUUUACUAUUAUUUCCAAAAACUCCAACAAAAACCCCCCCAUCAUCAUCAUCUUCCUCAUUUCUCAAAUUUGCAUUUCCAAUGACAACAAUGGCGGAUACAGAAUAUUCAUCUACAAACAACAGGAAGAACUCCAAUACACAGCUCUUAGAAGAACUUGAAGCAUUAAGCCAAACCAUAUACCAAUCCCACACUUCCACUUCCACUUCCACUUCCACUUCCACUACUACUACUACCAAAAGAAGAACACCUUCUCUAGCUCUUUUACUUGAUGAUCCAAAAAACAACCACAAUCCAAACCCUACUAAACCCAGAACAAGGCGCAUGUCAUUAACCCCAUGGCGAUCACGAUCCCACUCUCACUCCCAGACCCGUCCUAACGAUCAGAUCAAAGAUCAACCAUCUCAGAAUGAAGUCAACAGAUUUACAGACAACAAUCCAUCUUCAGAUAAGAAAGGAAGUAUCUGGAAUUGGAAACCAAUUCGUGCUCUUUCUCAUAUUGGCAUGCACAAGAUGACAUGUUUGUUCUCCGUUGAAGUUGUUACCAUUCAAAACCUUCCUGCUACUAUGAAUGGUCUCAGGCUAUCUGUUUGUGUACGAAAGCGAGAGAGUAAAGAUGACGCAGUAAACACUAUGCCUUCACGGGUUUCUCAAGGGGUGGCGGAUUUUGAAGAGACUUUGUUUAUAAGGUGUAAUGUUUAUUGUGGAAAUGCUCAUAGCAAAUUCGAGGCUAGACCGUUCUUGAUUUAUGCUUUUGCUGCUGAUGCACCUGAGCUUGAUUUCGGGAGAACCUCUGUUGAUCUUAGUCGAAUGAUUGAUGAAUCAGUUCGAAUGAGCUCGGAGGGCACAAGGGUUAGGCAGUGGGAUGUGAGUUUCAAUCUAAAUGGGAAAGCUGAAGGAGGUGAGCUUGUGUUGAAGCUUGGAUUUCAGUUGAUGGAGAAAAAUGGGGGAAUUGGGAUUUACAGUAGUCAAUCUGGUAAUGGUAGAAGAAACUUGGCUUCUUUAUCUGCUCGUAGACAGUCGAAAGGAUCCUUUAGCAUCGCGAGUCCCAGGCUAUCGGAGGAUUGGAGGCCGUCGAAUUCUGCAAGAAGAGCCGACUUACAAGUGAUAGUUGAUGAUCCAGCACCCGAAGUUGAUUUACUUGAUUUUGAUGUAGUGGAGAAAGGGGUGGAGAUUCAGGAGAAGAAAUUGGUUUCCGGGGAGAUUGUAAAGGAAGUUGUUCAAGAUCGAGUGAUGUUGAAUAGGCUGUCGGAGCUGGAUUCGAUUGCUCGACAGAUUAAAGCUCUUGAAUCAUUAAUGGUUGGAGAAGAAAAGUCUAUGAAGAAAACAGAGGAGGCGGAGUCACAGAAAUUGGAUUCAGACGAAGAAACAGUAAGUAAAGAAUUCCUUCAAAUGCUUGAAGAUGAAGAUGCUAAGGAAUUCAAACUGAAUCAAAUCGAUCAUGUCUCUUCAAUGAAACUUGACGAUUCGGAAGAAGGAGAAGAAUGUAAGGUUUUCCUCCCUGAUCUUGGCAAAACUUUAGGUUGUGUAGUGCAAACUAAAGAUGGAGGAUACUUAAUCUCAAUGAAUCCUCUUGACAAUGAAAUGGAGAAGAAAGACACUCCAAAACUCGCAAUACAGACAUCAAAACCAUUAGUUCUGACAUCAAUGAACAAAUCAGUAGAAGGAUUUGAGCUGUUUCAAAGAAUCGCAGGAUUAGGAUAUGAAGCCCUAAAUUCCGAGAUUUCAUCUCUAAUGCCAAUGGACGAAAUCAUUGGAAAAACCGCCGAACAAGUAGCGUUCGAAGGUAUCGCUUCCGCUAUAAUCAACGGAAGAAACAAAGAAGGCGCUAGUUCAAGCGCAGCCCGGACUAUAUCCGCCGUCAAAACCAUGGCAACGGCAAUGACAAACGGGAGGUCCGAUAGAAUCUCAACUGGAGUUUGGAACGUUGGAGAAGAUCCACGUUCAAUAGAAGAAACCCUAGCAUUCUCAAUGCAGAAAAUAGAGGAAAUAACAAUAGAAGCAUUGAAAAUACAAGCAGAAAUGGCGGAAGAAGACGCACCGUUCGAUGUUUCGCCAAUGAAUCAGAUUCAGUCAUUAGCAUCUUUGGUGUCAUCGGAGAUAUCCGAUAGUUCUUCAUCGUCGAUUAGUAUAAUCGUAGUCUUGCAGUUGAGAGAUCCGAUUAGACGAUACGAAGCGGUUGGAGGUCCAAUGAUAGCGUUGAUUAAUGCAACUAAGGUUGCUGAUGAUGAUGACGAUGAUGAACGGGAGAGGAGAUUGAAGAUUGGAAGCUUACAUGUUGGAGGAAUGAAAGUGAGAAGUGGAGGGAAGAGUGAGAAGCAGAGGUUAACUGGUAUGCAAUGGCUGGUAGGUUAUGGAUUGGUGGGGAAGAAAAGGAAGCAGAUUCCGCCAUCUUCGUCGUCUUCUUCUUCUUCAAGAGAUGAAGAUUUAUUUUGGAGCAUAUCAUCAAGAGUUGUGGCUGAUAUGUGGCUCAAACCUAUUAGGAAUCCAAAUGUCAAACUCACCAAUUAGAACUUCUCUUUUCAUUAAAUACCAUAUCUUUCAAAAUUCAAAUAAUUUUGUGAGGACCUUUAUUUUUCUUAUUAUUGUUUUUGCUAGAUUAAAUAAAGAAGAUGUUGAAAUAAAUUGUGGACACAAAAAGAGUG